AUGCCGAAAGUGGUGAGCUCCGGUACGCCGCCGUUCAUCUCGCCGUCGCCCCGACUCCCGCCGGAACCGCGCUUAACUGACGCCUGCAACCGCACGUCCGCUGUUUGCUGUCACGUUGCCGGAAGUGGUGACCGUCAAGGAGGCCACGUCGUUCCGACGACUAUCCGCCAUGACGGUUCUAAUCGACGUCGAAGUCGAGGGGUCGGCGGCGCUGCCACGGAUGUCGGUCUGCUCCACCACAGCAAAGUCGGGGGAGGUCGCCGUCAUAUGAAGCAGCUUCCAUGGCGAGCUGGCUACUGUGUUGACGGCGGAGGGCGGAGGGCAGAGGUACACUUCGGACGGAGGUUAGCUGCGGACGGAGGGAGGGAGGUUGGCUGCGGGCGGAGGGCGGAGGUAGACUUCGGACGGUGGCUGUGUGUGUGA
Molecule: messenger RNA, 423 nt
Organism: Striga asiatica
Lineage: Eukaryota; Viridiplantae; Streptophyta; Magnoliopsida; Lamiales; Orobanchaceae
Source: the annotation of a GenBank genome assembly